Phytophthora sojae is the source of this 1089-nucleotide messenger RNA. RefSeq lists its product as hypothetical. The record is from RefSeq and is a predicted model, not a curated record. The transcript has 2 exons. Bases 1 to 1089 code for a protein of 362 amino acids. Lineage: Eukaryota; Oomycota; Peronosporomycetes; Peronosporales; Peronosporaceae. Gene Ontology annotation, cellular component: lysosome. Gene Ontology annotation, molecular function: thiolester hydrolase activity.
AUGAGUGUGCUGCUACAGUUGCUGUUGCUCCCUCUAUUGGCGACGGCGUCGCCAGCCAUCGACCUCUCUCCGCCUGGGAACGAUGUCUGUCUCGACGAGUCCUCCAUCCGGUCUGUGGCGGCGAACCUCAACGCUAAUGCACCUGCCACCGGCUCCGACGUCUCCGAGAAGAAGGAUCUCCCGGUCUUCUUCUUCCACGGGCUCACGGGCAACAGCGGGGAAGGUUCCAACUUGCAAGCGAACUUGACGGCUGAAGGGCGCGUGUUCCCUUGGCUUUCUGUGGUGGCAAGCGAUCAACGCUUCGCCGAUAUCUACAUCUUCAUCGGGCGUUCCCAAGGAGCGAUGAUAGCUCGCGCGGUGAUCGAGCAGAUGGACGACCACAAGGUGCACACGUACGUGAGCCUGGCAGGAGGAGUGAACGGCAUUUUCUACGGCCCUCAAGAGGCCGACCGCAACUCGAUCCACGACUUAGGAGCGGGCUUUGGCGCAGCCGUCCUGCCGCAAAAUCUGUUUGACUUUACGGGGUACACACCCGAGGGCUACAGAGGGAAGAUGCAAGCCGACUUUGCACGUCGAUGUAUGGACCCCAAGCUCCAGGCCACCUACUCCUACACGAACUUAGGACGAAUUCCAGUGCGUGACGUCUGGCUGGCGACUAACGAGUUCCUACCCAUGAUCAACAACGUGAAUAUUUGCGCGUGGUUUGAUUUCCACUGCCACUUGGAGAAGAUUCGCCGCAAAAACAACUUUCUGAGACUGAAGGAGGCGCAUUUCUUCGCUUCUCCGGACGAUGGCGCGGCGUCACCAUGGCAAAUGGGUCUGCUUGAACACUACAGCGAGGUUGAGACACUGGAAGAACUUGAGACUAGGUUCGAGAGCCUCACGAUCGUAGAGAUGCGUGAUACAGUCGAGUACAAGGACGACACGUACGGCUUGCGCACGCUGGAUGAAAGGGGAGCGUUGUUCCGCUACCCGGUCCCCGGGGUUCCGCACUGCUGUUGGUUGUAUGACACCCCCAAGUUUCACGAGGAGGGCUUGUGUAAGUUCCAUCCUGUUUUUGACGAGUACGUGUACAAGGUGCUUCGGUAG